AUGGCCAUGGACAACACUACGCUCCACACCUUCCUCUUGUAUGUCUACCCCUCUGUGCCACUCACUCUAAGGCAGUCACUUAUUCUUGCAUCAAGUCACUGCCCGGCUGCAUUGCGCAGUAUAGUUUUACUUGGAUCUUGGGACAACUUUUCGCGACCCUAUCCAUUAGAACUUGACGCACGUGGAGGCCUGAAUCUCUGGAAAGGUUGCUUUACCUUUUCUGAUAUCAUUUGCGACGGAGAUCUGGACCAACAAACACCGAAGCGGGACGGUCCUCUUAAGAUGGGCGGUACUUAUUGGUACUACUACAAGGUCGAUGAGGAUGAGGAAUGUCAUAACCCUUCGGAAGAAUCGACGACCUUUUGUCCUCUUCUGCCGGGACAGCGCCUUAAUGUGUUGGAUGUACCUCGUGAGGGGCACAGCCGCAGCAUCUCCGAUACCUCUUCAGCUUUCACGCGAGAUCCCAAAGAUAGGUAUCUGACACCAGUGCCACCUGCAAGCCUAAGACCUCUACCAUCCCCGAGAACAGGAUCUAGUGUGGAUUCAUAUGUCAUGCCUCUACCCUCGCCUUGGACCCCGAAAUCGGCGACGCAUCCUCCUACAGAGGCUUUCUUGUCUCCGAAUGUAGUGCGUCAUGCUCGAAGCGCAUCAGCAUCUCCUUAUAUGCCAUCAACUCCCAUCUUUCCCGACUUUAAGCUUCUGAAGGAGAAGCUAGCCUCGAAACGAUCUGCAUCGAAAAAUCGCAGUGGAUCGAAGACCAGGGAGCUAGAUAUCAGUGCGCCGGUGCUUGUCAGUGGUGGAGAAGAGCUCAACCUUGUUCCGUUGUCAAUAUACCGGCCCUCAUUCGAGUCUAUCAGAGAAGCGGAGACUUCAGCACCGCGCUCAGUACCAAAUAUCCGAAGGGAGUUUUCCCCACUGGCGUCGCAUCCUGUGGACCCCGACCAUGAUUCACUGUUCGGACCUGCAGAGUUGCCCACUGUGGACGAGCGCCCUAUCAGGCGACGCCGCUCACACGUACCAUCGACUGUUAUUACCAGCGAAUUCAAGGUUGAGCAAAGCCGUGUCCGCGCUAAUUCCGCCGACACGAGACGAACUCAGCAUUAUCUAUUUUCUAAUGACCCUUGGCUGUCUUCGCCAAAGCUUCAGCAAGAAUUUGAAUUCGAUGAUCGGGUGGUAGAAGAUGACACCCCAUCAGCCCCUGUACUCUCACGACCGUCGACUUUCCUCGGUGCACCUGUCUUGAAUGAGCGACCUACAUCCAGCCAUGGCAGCGUUUAUAACACGAACCUUCGACAUUCACCAUUCGACAAAGAGCUCCCAGCACUUCCUCGCUACCUGAUACCCGCACCACUCUACGCAUGCAACGAAGCAACGAUUAGCGAACUACCGGCCAACGAACCAGAAGACGAGUUCGAAGAAGCCGACGACGAUGAACGCCUCGAUCACUUCAACAUGCAAUUCCAAGAAAAGGCCCACAGCCACUUCUCCACAUGGAGCAACGACUCCAUCGGCUACAACUCCCCAACCUCCUCCAACGAUGACGGUGAACCCGUCUUUUCACCAACCUUCAGCUCCUUAACCAGCAACGACAGUGACAUAGAAACACCUCAUGGUCUCUUAAUCCGCUACUCCUGCGCCUCACCUCAGCAAGUACAAACCGAUUCCUCAAAACACAUGUCCACCGUUCUCGAUAUCCAAACUAUCGACAAUAACUACAGCUACAACGACACCUCCUCUAACGACGACGACGAAGAAGAAGAUGACGACAACCCAUUCCCCUACCGUCUCUCCACCCCACCUCAGCUGAACGAACUCCGCAUCUCAACCUUUGGCUCCGACCUCUUCCAAGUCGAGACUACUGGGCAGUAUUCUGAUGUGUCAUCGUCGCGUCGAUCGUCGCGGCGCCAAGCUGCUUGUUUUGGACUUGGCUUUCAGUACAGUCUGCCUGAGCAGGAUAUUGGAAGUAAGACUACGAUUACAGAGUCCGUCGGAGUUAGUGAGCGUCUUGAGCCGACGGUCAGCGUGCGGAAGGAGAGGGAGACGAGCGGUGUACAUGCGCUUAUGGAGGACUUUGCGUUUUUGGGUGAUGCUGUCAUUUGA
This is a messenger RNA of Alternaria atra, 2100 nucleotides long. RefSeq lists its product as uncharacterized. Bases 1 to 2100 code for a protein of 699 amino acids. The transcript is spliced from 2 exons. The record is from RefSeq and is a predicted model, not a curated record. Lineage: Eukaryota; Fungi; Ascomycota; Dothideomycetes; Pleosporales; Pleosporaceae.